Molecule: messenger RNA, 5078 nt
Organism: Esox lucius (northern pike)
Lineage: Eukaryota; Metazoa; Chordata; Actinopteri; Esociformes; Esocidae
Product: regulator of G-protein signaling 3
Exons: 16
Coding region: 341-3100 (919 amino acids)
Biological process (GO): signal transduction
Cellular component (GO): plasma membrane; nucleus
Molecular function (GO): protein binding
Source: RefSeq, a predicted model, not a curated record
GGCUCUCUUUCAUCAAGGAUAUUUCAGGAGACAUUUUUACUUGGGAGAGUUCUAAUCACCAUGGUUACACCAAGGGAGCCUUUAGUGAACGGGAUGGGGGUAGGAGUCACUCUUGAGGUAAGAGACCCUGUAUCCCUAUGAACUGCCGUCUAUGUAACCGCGCUCCAGAGCAAUCUUCACUGCCUAGAGCGCUCAACACACUACAGCCUCCAACUUGAACUCCGCAACAUUACCGACCCGCUGUGGAAAAGCAUAGCUGUGCUCAUUGAGAAAGUGCAUAGACAUCUAGUCCGGCUGCUGUUUUCCAUCAUUGCAACACUGCUGCUUCUUGUGAGCGGAGAUGUUUUGGAAGAACCGUGCUUCAUGGGACUCUUCGGAAUAUGUUUCAGAAGCUGCCUUGUCAAAGGAUGGUGCUCCGGUCUGCGGAACAGUGCUGCCUACUAGCCCAGAGAAUAUGCAAUGUCUAACAGUGACUAUCCUUCGGGGUAAAGAUGGCUUUGGCUUCACCAUCUUCUCAGACUCACCUGUGCGUGUUCAGGCUGUUGAUCCAGGUGGUCCAGCUCACCAGGCUGGGUUACAACUAAUGGAUACUCUUCUGCAGCUCAACGGCCUACCAGUGGAGCAAUGGAAAUGCGUGGACCUAGCUCAUGCCAUCAGAAACUGCCAAGGCGAGAUAACCUUAGUGGUAUGGAGGACCGUCCCUUUAAUGAAGCCUUAUUUUGAGGGACUGAUCCACAGGCCGUCGUAUAAGAUGCCUAUCAGCGAUGCCAUGGUGGCUCCGGUAGGGAAGAAACAAGACAAGACCCCCCCUCUGUUGACCCACCCAGCCUGCGGCAGACGUAGCGAAUGCAAGCAAGGGCCUGGAUCGGAGGUCAAGGGUGGCCUCGGAUCCUUGUGGAGGGAUAAGAGAAUGGACAAAAGGGAAGAGGGCUAUAAGGGACAAGAGCCUGACUAUGGGACUGCAAAGACCAGGACUCGGACCCUCAAAGGCACCCGGGUGACCUCAUCAAACGGCGACAACUACAUUAUCCUCUCCCCUGUGGACGCAGGAAGCCAGAUCUUGCAAUCCGUUUAUCAAGACAGGAAUGGUACUCUUGGAAGGAUCUAUCAAACCCACCCCAGCAGAGGGCUACAACAGGCUGAUGGUUUUCUCCAAGAACCUGUUGCUGGUCUACAGUCCAGAGCCUUAUCUUCUCAACACUCCAUCAAUGGCCAGACUGCCACUAUGCCGCCCCCAUCGAGCUACCAACCCAGCUAUGGCAAUUACCAAAACUGCACUAUUGUCCAAUCUCAUUUGCCCUACUCCAAUUACGGCACCUACGUCACGCUGGCACCCAAAACCCUCAUCUUCCCUGUCUUUGUUCAGCCUCUCGACUUGUGUAGCGAGCGAACACUCCUUCUCUCAGAGGAGAUGAUGCUGCAUGAAAGCCAGUACAUGUCUAUCAAGGUGACGGUGCUCAUCUACACAGACCUGAUGCUGCUGACCAGAGAGGAUGAUGCAGGCCACUGUAAUGUUCUGCAGAGCCCAUUGUACCUUCACCAUCUCCGCCUGCGUGAUGUCCUGGCUGAUGUUUUGAGGUUAUACAUAAUCCACUGGACAGAGAGCAGUGAGUGCCUUUUCAGUUUGGAGGCGUACACAGUGGAGCAGAAGAGGCGUGUACAUCAGUGUCUGCUGGAGAAUAUUGACAAGCAGCAGGGGCAGAGAGAGACACAGGUACUUGAUCAGAUGUUGGAGCCCAUGGCUGAUAUACAGUGCCAGCUAAGUGUCUUAAACCUGGGCCGCCAGUCCGCGAAUGAGCUGUCCUCCUGUGGUCAUUCCCCUGAACCAUACAGCGUGAGCAGCCCGUCCGACGACACUCGGAACCUAACCCCUCUGGUGGUGUGCAACACAGAGGACCUCGGGCAGAUGUUGCCCCUAACACCACCACCGUGUACUGUGGGAAAGACCCGGAAAAGCAUGAGACUGGAGAGGACAGAAAUCUGGAAGGAGACAGAGAAGACAAGAGAGGAGGUCGAUGGGGAGAGGCAGGAGGGUGAAGGGGAGAGUGCCUCAGAGACGUCUGAGACAGCGGGUUUAAUGGCCAUCGUAGCUUCAUCCCCCUCACCGUCCUCCCCCUUUAUUGACCUGGAUGUGAGCAUCUUCAGUCGCCCGUUCAGCACAGAUGCUACAUUCUCUCCGGUGGAGGUGGGAGAAGAGGAGGAAGAAGAUAGCGAUGAAGACCUAGAAUACAGGAACAUUGGUGUGUGCUCCUCCUUUAGGAAAAUGGUAUCGGGCAACGAGGAGCUGAUGACCCUCCACAGACGCACCCUUAGUGAAGGCAGCCUGCUGCUGGAGCCUCGCUCGCCACGCUUCAUAUCCGACAGCACUAUCCACUGCCUGGACAGAGACCACACCCUCACACCUGGUGGUUGGACGUGUCCCUCCCCCCAGACACUAAGGAAGGAGCUGACUAGGGACGGAGGCUCAGUGCACCAGCUCUACAUGCUCCUUUCAGGGAGGAAGGUAUGCAGACAAUCUGACUGUAACUGUGAGUUUGCGCAUUGCCAUGCAAAAAAGAAGUCCAUGAACCUGGCCAAGGACUUAAAAAAUCAUCUAACUUUCUUAAGGAAGAAGAACAAUUUCCAUUCCGGCAACUCAGUGAAUGGUCUGGAGAAAGUAAUGAAAUCUUUCAAGCCUACACCAGAAGAGGCUUUGAAAUGGGCAAAAUCCUUUGAUACGCUGCUGGCUCACAAAUACGGAGUGGCAGUCUUCCGAGGGUUCUUACAGACAGAAUUUAGCGAGGAGAACUUGGACUUCUGGUUGGCCUGUGAGAAGUACCGGAACAUCAAAUCCCAGUCCAAAAUGGAUUCUCAAGCAAAGCAAAUCUUCACAGAGUACAUAUCCAUACAGUCCUGUAAAGAGGUGAAUCUGGACUCCUAUACCCGAGAGGUCACCAAGGAGAACCUGCAGAGCACCUCUUCCUCUACCUUUGACCUGGCCCAGAACAGGAUCUACGGCCUCAUGGAGAAAGACCCAUACCCUCGCUUUCUGCGCUCUGACAUCUACAGGGCCUUGACCAACCAAAAGAGGCUCAGUGACAUGACAGCAGACUUUCCCUAAGUUGGAGGAGCGAUUGAGGACAUUUGAUGAGUUGGAGCCAUGGGCCGUGUUCAUUAAAGUUUAAACUGGAUGAGUCCAGGUAGCUCUUCAAUGUUAAAAUACAUGUUCUUCCAGUUAGUGCCUAAUGAACAUGACCAUGAUGUUGUUUUUAAGAUUGUACUCACUCCAUGCUGCCCCCUGCUCCUCAGCAGGAGCAGGGAACUUUGUAAGGACUUUUCACUCCACCAGAGCAGUGGACAUUGGACAACUGUGGCCAGAUGCCAUACACAUUGUGUUGUCUGAAUUGAAUAAGCAAAUGGUUUGGUACUUUUUUGUCUUUGUUACAUUUACCUCAUCUUAUUCUACAUUACACGCCAUGGCCUCUUUCCCAACCCAGUUCUGUGAUCAUUGAUACAACCAACUUUUCCUCCUGGCUAUAUAUAUUAUUAAGCCUAGAGAUUUUUUGACAAAUUCAUUCUAAUGGGUCUUCCUGUUUGUGUUAGAGACCAAACCCAAAUUGCCUUCUAUUCCUGUAUAUUACAAAGGCUUGUUUCUAGCAAUUCUCUGUUCCAAAGACUCAAACAUACUACACAUUAGGUCUAGAUGUUAAACAUUGCUGAGUGGCCAUCCAGUCUAUUCAAACAUUUUGUGAAAUUCCUAACCAUUAAACUAUAACUUGCUAGAUUAUCUCUAAUAUUUCAGAAUUGGAAACUGUAAUACGCAGUGGAAGCCCGUGCUUACAGAAAACCAUACGUUUUUAAGUGCAAUAUGAAUGUUUUAUGUAUAAAGGAGAAAUAGUAUAAUACACUGUUUGGUUUUUUAUUGUUUAUGGUGUCUUCUACAGUUGUUAAACAUCACAUAACAUGAAAAAGCAAUGUAUCAUUAAUAAAUAUUAACGCAUGACAUCAGCAACACAAUUGGCUUUCAGAGUUUUCUAGGGAGACAAGUGUAUGUCCUCGGGGAAGAGAAAAUAUGUUAAUCCAAGGAAAGGGAUCAUAUGAAAAAGAACAAACUGAGUUAUAAAAUAACUGUUUUACCUAUGCUGCCAAUGUAAAAUGGCGAUUUGCUUAUAAAUAGUACAUUUUGUUCUAUUCACUAUGUGCAAUUUAGAAUAUUUAUGCAUUUUAAUGAAUAGAUAUUGUAAUAAAAUGACUGAGAAUCUGGCAGUUGUAGAUUCUGACAUUUUGUCACUUUGUCAGUUAUUCAGUGGAAACCAAUAGAUACUGAUCAUCUUACAAUUAAUGUUUUGUCAACGUUAAUUUCUACACUGUAUGACUACAAUUUUACACAUAUAUUUACCAAUAGGCAAAAUAAAUCACUAUUGGUCAAAUUAAUGUUUAUUUGCAUGCUCCUUCAUUUUUUUUUCACAAUAUUGUAUCGACAUUCUGAUGUUUAUUUAUUUAUUAUCCUGUCGACUGCGGUCUUUUAAAUUACUGUAGCGGUCGCUGGACAGGUGUGUUUCUUUAACAAUUAUAGUUGUGUAUAUAUCACAAAAUCUACCUGAUAAAAGCCUUUUACUGUAUUCCCAUGGAUGUCGUCAUUCAUAAGAAACCAGAAAAGUAUAUGCCUUCAUUUGACUAUAUAUACGCGCCUUACUCAAAAUGCUAGCGCCAAUAAGUGGCAAAAGCUUUUUAACGUUAGAACAGAUUGUUUCUGUGUUUUUUGGUGAUAUGGUUAGAAACGUCCUUGCAGAAUGUGAUAAAGAUGCUGAGUUGAGUAAAAAAUAAACUGUGACUAUAAGUUUUGUGUUGUCCAUAUUUUAUGCUGUAAAAUGUCGGUAAUAUCUUUUAGAUCACAAUAGCAACCCGGUCGUGAUAACUUGAUAGACAAGCACAUCAGCUGUGGAGCUCGAAUGGUUGCUUGCUCAGUCUAGUAAUGGAAAGCGUUGCAGUAGCUGUGUACGGUCCGUGUAGUGGGUCAAUCGUUAUUUUACCCUAAACAGUGUAGAUGUAUUGAUUGUAUAAGUUAGUGAACUGUUGUAAGCUGUUGUAACCAAUGA